AUGGAAACACCCUCGUUAGGACUACCCUCCAUUUGUGCCGGUACCGAUGUGGAUACGGACGUAAACGUCCCUUGGUGGACAUUCACCUCUAUUGGGUACCCGUUUGCUUUUGAAGAGCCUUUCAGCCACGUAGUUGAAGAACGGCCGGCCUUUCUCGACGACCUGCGGUGUAUCUUACCCAAUGGGACCGUUGGAAAGGGGGAUGAUGGGAAAAGCUUGGAAGCCUUCAACCGGGCAAACCAAUCGCACGAUCCGGUACCUGACUGGGCCAAUGGGUACCUCCAACUGGUAUCCGAAUCGGUAUCUGAGAGUGACUUGGCGGCUUGGCGGUCGAUACGCGCCUUCAACGAUCUCAAAUCGAUGACCCGACUAAAGUACUCUCAUCGUCGACUCCGCAUUAGUGACCUACAUAAACAACGAAGACCUCUUGAUUGA
Tremella mesenterica DSM 1558 is the source of this 435-nucleotide messenger RNA. RefSeq lists its product as uncharacterized. The transcript is spliced from 2 exons. The record is from RefSeq and is a predicted model, not a curated record. The coding region runs from base 1 to 435 and encodes 144 amino acids. NCBI's taxonomy places the organism in Eukaryota, Fungi, Basidiomycota, Tremellomycetes, Tremellales, Tremellaceae.